GUGCGUGACGCCGCCCUGAGGGUUUUGGCGGGACUUCCGAAAGCCGCCCCGCAGGACCAGCUGUGUUGACCGGGUCUUGAGGGGAGCUGAAACCUUCCGCUGGUCACGGGGUUGGAUUUGAAACUCGCCGAGGUUGUGCGCAGAGGGCCGGAGCAAGGCGUGGACAAGUGGGUCUCGGGUCGGGGCCGAGGCCCUCCGGGGGUCGAGCGUGCGCCGGAUCAGCGGACAGAAGCCCGAGCGAGCAACGCUGUUAGGCCCAGUGAUGGCUAUGCAGAUGCAGCUCGAAGCAAAUGCGGAUACUUCGGUAGAAGAAGAAAGCUUUGGCCCACAGCCUGUUUCACGGUUAGAGCAAUGUGGCAUAAAUGCCAAUGAUGUGAAGAAAUUGGAAGAAGCUGGAUUUCAUACUGUGGAGGCUGUUGCCUAUGCACCAAAGAAGGAGUUAAUAAACAUUAAAGGAAUUAGUGAAGCAAAAGCUGAUAAAAUUCUGACUGAGGCAGCUAAAUUGGUUCCAAUGGGUUUUACCACUGCAACUGAAUUCCACCAAAGACGAUCAGAGAUCAUACAGAUUACUACUGGCUCCAAAGAGCUUGACAAACUACUUCAAGGUGGAAUUGAGACUGGAUCUAUCACUGAGAUGUUUGGAGAAUUUCGAACCGGGAAGACCCAAAUCUGUCAUACACUGGCUGUAACAUGCCAGCUUCCCAUUGACCGAGGUGGAGGUGAAGGAAAGGCCAUGUACAUUGAUACCGAGGGUACCUUUAGGCCAGAACGGCUAUUAGCAGUGGCUGAGAGGUAUGGCCUCUCUGGCAGCGAUGUUCUGGAUAAUGUAGCCUAUGCUCGGGGCUUCAACACAGACCACCAGACCCAGCUCCUGUAUCAAGCAUCAGCCAUGAUGGUAGAGUCCAGGUAUGCACUGCUUAUCGUAGACAGUGCCACCGCCCUCUACAGAACAGACUACUCGGGUCGAGGUGAGCUCUCAGCCAGGCAGAUGCACCUGGCCAGGUUUCUACGGAUGCUUCUGCGACUUGCUGAUGAGUUUGGUGUAGCAGUGGUCAUCACCAACCAGGUGGUAGCCCAAGUGGAUGGAGCAGCCAUGUUUGCUGCAGAUCCUAAAAAGCCUAUUGGAGGAAAUAUCAUAGCCCAUGCAUCAACAACCAGACUGUACCUGAGGAAAGGAAGAGGGGAAACCAGAAUCUGCAAAAUCUACGACUCUCCUUGUCUUCCUGAAGCUGAGGCCAUGUUUGCCAUCAAUGCAGAUGGAGUGGGGGAUGCCAAAGAAUGAACAUUGGUUUUUUUCCGGUGAUAAACCUUAAGUGCUACAGCCUAACGAGAGGACUGCUCCUUGGGGGAUUCUUCACAGCUGUCUUCCUGUUGUGACUGCCAGGAAGAGACUUCUGGAAAAACACCUAUUGUAUUAGCUGAUGGUCAGUGUCACACAAACUGAUCCGAAAUGUUUAUUGGACAAUUAUAGGUCUCUAAGAGAACUAAAGCUGGGAGACCUAACUCUCUUCUGAGAAAUGGUAAUAAAGCAUAAUGCCUGAACUGUGCAGCAAAGGGGAUGAGUCUCCCAAACUCUUAAGAAUGUUAAGGAACUUGGCAUGUGGGCCUGCUGGCCUUUUACCAUCUUCUUGCUUGGUCUUUCGCUGUGAAUUAAGCAUUUUAGUGGCAGACUAAGUAGAUUCAGUGUGAAACUGCUAACACAGUAGUUGUCUGACUCUAGACAGCACAUUUACUACAGUCUUGUGCAAGCUAAAUACUUCAAGCUAGUUUCCAUAGUAUCCCUUCUGGCACUGGGUGGGGGUGAUUGGGUUAUGUUGCAUUCAAAGGCAAUCCUACAUUUACAUGAUUUAAUGUGUGUCCUUCAGCCUAAUGGAAAACAUAUGCCGUGGCCUUUGUUUUAUUUCAUAAAUCUCAUGUUGUGAAUGUC
Molecule: messenger RNA, 1927 nt
Organism: Oryctolagus cuniculus (rabbit)
Lineage: Eukaryota; Metazoa; Chordata; Mammalia; Lagomorpha; Leporidae
Gene: RAD51
Product: RAD51 recombinase
Biological process (GO): DNA strand invasion; DNA recombinase assembly; chromosome organization involved in meiotic cell cycle
Cellular component (GO): condensed nuclear chromosome
Molecular function (GO): ATP-dependent DNA damage sensor activity; ATP hydrolysis activity; double-stranded DNA binding
Source: RefSeq, a predicted model, not a curated record